Messenger RNA from Pungitius pungitius (ninespine stickleback), 3840 nucleotides. RefSeq names its product desmocollin 2 like (gene dsc2l). Gene Ontology annotation, cellular component: catenin complex; plasma membrane; adherens junction. The record is from RefSeq and is a predicted model, not a curated record. The transcript has 16 exons. NCBI's taxonomy places the organism in Eukaryota, Metazoa, Chordata, Actinopteri, Perciformes, Gasterosteidae. Gene Ontology annotation, biological process: homophilic cell-cell adhesion; adherens junction organization; calcium-dependent cell-cell adhesion. The coding region runs from base 305 to 2968 and encodes 887 amino acids. Gene Ontology annotation, molecular function: calcium ion binding; cadherin binding.
UUGGAAAAGUGGUUUAAAGGAGUCGACGCGUUGAGCACAAAGGGAAGACAACAGUGAGCCCAGCCCCGAGGUGCCGUCCGCAGGGAGGCUCAGAGCCUGGGUGGGGCCUCCGAGGUGUGUCCGCCCCGGUGACGCAGAGCCACCAGCGACAUACCGCGGCUCCGCGCAAAGUCCGCCGGGCCCCGCAGCAACAAGUGCAGCGACACACCGACGCACUGUCUCCUCCGCCAGCGUUUCACGCGGACACAACUCUUCGGGCGAGUCCGGCUUCCUCCCGGAGUCCAUCGACAGCUUUUUUCCAACAAUGGCGAAUGUUUUACUUCUCAACGUCUGCGCGGUGUUGAUGCUUUCCGGUGUGGACUCGUGUUUAAUCCCGAGCUCCGUGUACGUAAUUGUUCCGAACACGCUGCAACCUGGAUCCCUAAUCUCCACAGUUCAAUUUUCCCACUGUGACACCAAAUCCACGCGCUUGACGUCGAGCGACCCGAGCUUCACGGUGACGAGCAGCGGGGUGAUAGAGACCUCCGAGUCGGUGUCGGUGUCUCCGGCGGGGCGGACAUUUUCUGUGAGAGCUCGCGACAGCAGCGGGCCGGAAAGCGAGAUGGUCGUUCACCUCGUUCACCGUGCCGCAUCCAAAAAACAGAAGUCCUCAGGCUUCCUGAGGCGCUCCAAGAGACGCUGGAGCCCCCCACCCUUCAACAUCUUGGAGAACACACCGGAACUCCAGCCAAGAAGGAUCGAGACGGUUGUAUCGGACUCAGAAUCCCAGUUCCGGGUGUACUACACCAUGAGCGGCCCUGGUGUGGAUCUGCCUCCAUUGGGGGUGUUCAGUCUGGACACUACUGGGAAUUUGUUUGUGCAUACUCAAGUCGAUCGUGAGGUGUACCCACAGUUUAAAUUAAGAGUAAGAGCUUUCGACAAAAUCACCAAUCAGGAGACAGACGAUCCUUUGGAUAUCACUAUAGAAGUGGAUGACGUGAAUGACAACGCUCCGACCUUCACAAACCAACUGCAGUACACUGUGCUCGAGCAGAGCGUUGUGGGGGCAGUGGUGGGCAAGGUGAGCGCCACAGACAUAGACAAAGCAGGAACCCUCCACACCAAGAUCAGGUAUUCUCUCAAGACGGGAUUAGACCUGUUUGCCAUCCACCCAGAAACCGGUGUCAUCACCACGACAACCAACACCCUGGACAGAGAGGUCAAAGAUCAGCAUUUGGUGGUCAUAGAAAUCCGAGAUAUGGACGGUGCAGUCAGUGGUCUGUUCAACACAGGUACUGCCACCAUUACUGUGGGUGACAUCAACGACAACCCACCAACCUUCGCAAAAACAUCUUAUGCAGCCAGUAUCACAGAAAACGAGAUGGAAAAACUUAUCCUUCGAAUUCCCAUUGAAGAUAAGGACUUAAUAAAAACACCAAACUGGAUUUCCAAAUUUGUCAUCACAAAAGGAAAUGAGAAUGGAAAUUUCAGAAUUGAUACCGACCCCAAAACCAACGAGGGGCUUCUGUAUGUCACUAAGCCCUUAGAUUUUGAGCAGACCCCAAAUGUAAAGCUUGACAUUAUGGCACGCAAUGACGCCGAGCUGGCCGGCACCACGGCCCAGUGGGCGACCGUCCCUGUGGAUGUCACGGUCAUCAAUGUAGAUGAGGGCCCGCAAUUCUCAGCCCCUACUAUCCGCCUCAAUGUCAAAGAGAACACACCGAACGGCUCGCUGAUCGGAACCUACACGGCUCUGGAUCCCGAGACCAAGAGCAGCGCCGGCAUCAUGUAUUUCAAGACCUUAGACCCGGCCUCCUGGAUCAAUGUGGACAGAAACACCGGGGAGCUCAGGGUGGCAAACACCAUCGACAGAGAGUCUGACUUUGUCCAGGGUGGAAUUUACAACAUCACCGUGAGGGCUGUUGAUGCUACCGCCAAGACGGGAACAGGAACAGUCAUCAUCGUGGUGGAGGAUGUCAACGAUAACGUCCCCACGCUUCCCAGCAGAGAGUUGGUGCUGUGCGAGAAGGAAGGAGAGCUCGGCUCGAUACGGGUCACGGCUGAAGACAAGGACCAGGCUCCCUUUUCUUCCCCGUUCAGCUUCAGUUUACCAAGCGGUCACGAUGGCAAAUGGUCCAUAACCAAAUUCAACGACACGUCAGCUACGUUGAAGCAAACUAAAGAGCUUCCAACUGGAAAAUACGAUGUUCCCGUGGACAUUAAAGAUCUGCAGGGCUCCGGUAAAAUGCAGACGGCAACUGUGAGGAUCUGCAGCUGCAAGAACAACGAGUGCAUUGCCAACCCGAACUCUGUGUCAUUAGGGCCGAUGGGUAUACUGGCUAUGCUGUUGCCUCUGUUCCUCCUCCUGCUGCUCGGGCUUCUGCUUGGUAUUUUUUGCAUGACAAAGCUGGAGAAAAAAGAAAUUGAAGAUAUAGGAGACAGUGGUGGGAUCUUGCUGAAAUCAAACACAGAGUCCCCGGGGGAGGAAGUGGAUUCAAGCCUCAUCACUGUUCCCUAUGCAGUGGCGGACUCUGUAGUGAAAGGCUCUGUUAAAGGUCUGAAUUCAGGAUGGAUAGCAAACAACGGCUCUGGCACAUUUGGAGCCAAAACCACCAACGCAAACGGGGCGUAUAAUUAUGAUGUCGUCACAUCUGAUUUAAGCCGGUUCGGUUCUGGCCAGUACAACCAGUUUGAUUAUGCGGGUAACAGCGAAGGCUUCGACAACAGAUACCUCACCCAGGACUCAAGUCUUCUUCACAACUGGCAAACAAACGGCUUCUAUCUAAACAAGAAGCUGACCUUCUUCGGAACCGAGGACGACGGGCGGUACGCGGAGGACGUGGCCCACCCCUACGGGUACGAGGGGACAGGCUCUGCAGCCGGCUCCGUGGGAUGCUGCAGUGACAUCGGCGACGACAAUAAUCUCGACUUCCUGAACGGGCUCGGACCGAAGUUCAAAACUCUGGGAGAGGUCAGCAGAAAGAAAUGAACGACUGGAGCUGAAACACAUGUGUGCGUUUACCCGGCACUCAGAGAGAGGCCUGAGAGCUGAAUGUCUGCCCCUGAACAUGAAUGAGAUAAAGAACAAGCAGUUGGCGUCAGUGUGCGCACGCCGCUCCGCUCUCAAUAGUUUCUUUGCUGCUUUAUUUUGUUUUUUUGCAAAAGUCUUUUGCACUGAAAUCUCUUUGGAUGCAGUCAGUCGUACGUGUGUUGUGACGUGGCCUUCACACUCACCCAUCCAUUUUCUUCACGUGCUUCUCCAUAUAGAAUGUUCUUUGCAGUGAAGGGUUUCUGUCUGCUGUAUGAAUGAAGGCUUUGGGGAUUUGGGGAGUUAGUUCACUGUCAGUUUUUAUAGUAAAAGAUACAAGUUAGCUUUUGUGUGGCUAUGUUUUAAUUGCUGUUCAAUUUUAUAGUUUUCAUAUAUUUUAUAAAGAAAAAGAAAUGCCGAAGUGAAAAAAGAGUAUACAAUGCCAUGAACAUACUUCCUUUAAAGUGUCACGUUAGGAAUUAUUCAUCGGUCUUAAUGAUGUUAAUUGACGGAUUUUGUUUACUAGUGUUCUAAUCCUUCACUGUAUGAAUCAGUGCUAACACAUUCCUCUGCGGUUCAGCCCUUUGAGUAAUGAGGUCGUUGCAACAUACUGACAGUAGGCAUGUGAAAGUUAUCAGAAGGGCGUGAAUGUGACGAGUUAGGCGUCGCUGAGUCUGCCUGCCAUUGUAAUAACUGACUGACCAGACAGAAGAAAAAAAAUAAUCCCUGAAACAUGUUAAUUAGAGAAAAUAUUGUAAGGGUCUAAUUUGUAUAAAUUGAGUUUUUGGAGUUGUAAUAUGUCAUGGUCAUUAAAGAAUGGUUCUCUUAUUGAA